This is a messenger RNA of Cetraspora pellucida, 434 nucleotides long. NCBI's taxonomy places the organism in Eukaryota, Fungi, Glomeromycota, Glomeromycetes, Diversisporales, Gigasporaceae. The record is from the annotation of a GenBank genome assembly.
AUGUUGAUGCCAAUGCCAACACCAACGUCGAUGCCAACACCAACGUCAAUGCUAACACCAACGUUAAUGCCAACACCAACGUUAAUGCCAACACCAAUGUCAAUGCCAACACCAACGUCAAUGCCAACACCAACAUUAAUGCCAACACCAAUGUCAAUACCAACACCAACGUCAAUGCCAACACCAAUGUUAAUGCUAACACCAAUGUCAAUGCUAACACCAACGUUAAUGCUAAUACCAAUGUCAAUGCCAACACCAAUGUUAAUGCUAACACCAAUGUCAAUGCUAACACCAACGUUAAUGCUAACACCAAUGUCAAUGCCAACACCAAUGUCAAUGCCAACACCAACGUCGAUGCCAACACCAAUGUCGAUGCCAACACCAAUGUUGAUGCCAACACCAACGUCAAUGCCAACACCAUUUUUGAUGUUGAU